AUGCCAGGUCCGCUAGCGGCAGAGGAGGCGGCAGCGGCGGUUGCCGCGCAGAAUUCGCCGUCGAAUCCGGCAGUCGACGAGGAGGAGGGAUUGGGAGAUGACGUGGAGGAAGGCGAGGAAGCAGCAGAGGAGAAAGGGGCGGGAGGACAGAAGAGCAAGAAGAAGAAGAAAAAGAAGGGCAAGAAGGGAGGAGGGGCGCAGCAGCAGGGGCAGGAGGAGGGUGCGGGUGGGGCCGUGGAGAGUGGGCAGGCAGCAUCGAAAGCGGAAGGAGCAGGGGAGGGAGGGGCGGAAGGGGAGGGCGCUGAUGGUGGCGGAGCAGAGGAAGCGGGUGAAGGCACAGUCACCAAGAAAAAGCGCAAGCCCAGGAAGAGGGGUGGCGCAGGGGCAGCAGCAGCGAAUGGCGAUGCAACAAACGGGGAAGCAGCAUCAUCAGCAGGAUCAGCAGUGGCAGCAUCAGCAACAGAAUCUGCAGCAGCAGCAACAACAGCAGGGCCGCGAGUUCAGACGGAUCCUCCCAGUGUGCCGGUGAAGGGCCUUUUUCCCGAUGGGCUCUUCCCUCAAGGGGAGAUCUGCGACUACAAGGACGACAACCUGUGGCGCAAGACAAGUGCAGAGAAGCGCGAGCAGGAGCGUCUAGAGUUCCCCAUCCUGAACGACCUCCGGCAGGCCGCGGAGGUGCAUCGGCAGGUGCGCAAGUACAUGAGGAGGGUGAUCAAGCCGGGCAUGCUGAUGACGGACCUGUGUGAGACGCUGGAGGACACGGUGAGGCGCCUCAUUGCCGCCAACGGGCUGCACGCCGGCAUCGCCUUCCCCACCGGCUGCUCCCUCAACUGGGUGGCGGCCCAUUGGACACCCAAUGCAGGAGACAAGACAGUACUGCAGUAUGAUGACGUCAUGAAGCUCGACUUUGGCACGCACAUCAACGGCCGCAUAGUGGACUGUGCGUUCACAGUGGCGUUCAACCCGCAGUACGACCAGCUGCUGGCAGCGGUCAAAGACGCCACCAACACGGGCGUGCGGGAGUGUGGCAUUGACGUGCGCCUGUGUGACGUGGGGUGUGCGAUCCAGGAGGUCAUGGAGUCGUACGAAGUCACCAUCAACGGCAAGACCUUCCCUGUGAAGGCAAUCCGCAAUCUGAACGGGCACAGCAUAGGGCCGUACCAGAUCCACGCGGGGAAGAGUGUGCCGAUCGUGAAGGGCGGGGAGGCGACGCGCAUGGAGGAGGGGGAGCUGUUUGCCAUCGAGACGUUUGGGUCCACCGGCAAGGGCUACGUGCGCGAGGACCUCGAGUGCUCGCACUACAUGAAGAACUUUGACGUGGGGCACGUACCUCUCAGGCUGCCACGUGCCAAGCAGCUAUUGGCCACAAUAGACCGCAACUUUGGCACAUUGGCGUUCUGCCGGCGCUAUCUGGACCGCUUGGGCGAGACCAAGUACCUCAUGGCGCUCAAGAACCUCUGCGACGCCGGAGUGGUGCAGCCGCAUCCGCCGCUGUGUGAGACCAAGGGCAGCUACGUGGCACAGUUUGAGCACACACUCAUCCUGCGCCCCACCUGCAAGGAGGUGCUCUCACGGGGAGAUGAUGAUUUUUAG
This is a messenger RNA of Closterium sp. NIES-65, 1593 nucleotides long. The record is from the annotation of a GenBank genome assembly. NCBI's taxonomy places the organism in Eukaryota, Viridiplantae, Streptophyta, Zygnematophyceae, Desmidiales, Closteriaceae.